This is a messenger RNA of Lipotes vexillifer (Yangtze River dolphin), 1725 nucleotides long. RefSeq names its product probable asparagine--tRNA ligase, mitochondrial. The transcript is spliced from 2 exons. NCBI's taxonomy places the organism in Eukaryota, Metazoa, Chordata, Mammalia, Artiodactyla, Lipotidae. Gene Ontology annotation, biological process: asparaginyl-tRNA aminoacylation. Gene Ontology annotation, molecular function: ATP binding; asparagine-tRNA ligase activity; nucleic acid binding. The coding region runs from base 1 to 1725 and encodes 574 amino acids. Gene Ontology annotation, cellular component: mitochondrion. The record is from RefSeq and is a predicted model, not a curated record.
AUGCCCCCAAGGACCCACAAUCAGCAUGUCCCUCAUAUCCCCGCUGAGACGAGGCUGAAGAGAAUGUGUAGCGUGUACCUCUCUGUUGGGUGUAAAGUGGAUAAACACGCAAACAUUGGGCCUGGGAUGGAGAGGGGUUGGGGAGAGAAGAACCACAGUGAGGUUCAGCGCUGUGUUCUGGGCUCCAUGUGCCUGUACGGCGGGGAAUCCAGUGCACAGCCUGACCUCCUCCCACUCGGAAGUGAUUCUACCCAUCAAAAGGUACGUGAGCCUUCCACCUUCACCUCAGAGUGGCCCAGCCAGCAGCAAAUGCAGCGCGUGAGCCUGGCCCAGGCGGAAUGGGUGCUACCAGGGGAACUGCCCACCCCAGAAUGGGCCCCAGCAUCUGGCAGUUGGCAUCUUCAUGACAACCACAGGGAGAGCUCACCAGAGGAUGGAUCCUGCCCGUCCAAUUGUUCCGAAAAUUGCAGCUACGGGGCUCUCAUGGUCCAGAAAAUGAGGAAGGAGCCGCAAGGAUGGAUUCGUUCAGUCCGAUCCCAGAAGGAAGUCUUGUUCCUGCAUGUAAAUGAUGGGUCAUCUUUGGAAAGCCUUCAGGUUGUAGCAGAUUCAAGCUUUGUCAGUAGAGAACUGGCGUUUGGGAGUUCUGUGGAAGUUCAAGGGCAGCUGGUAAAAAGUUUGUCCAAAAGGCAAAAUGUGGAACUGAAGGCAGAAAAAAUUGAAGUUGUUGGAAAUUGUGAUGCCAAGGCUUUCCCUUUUAAAUAUAAAGAGAGGCAUCCUCUGGAGUAUCUGAGACAAUAUCCUCACCUUAGGUGUAGGACUAAUGUUCUGGGUUCUAUACUGAGGGUUCGCAGUGAAGCCACAGCUGCUAUCCAUUCUUUCUUUAAGGACCGUGGCUUUGUGCAUAUUCAUACUCCAGUAAUCACAUCCAAUGACUGUGAGGGGGCUGGAGAACUUUUUCAAGUUAAACCUUCAAGCAAAAUAAAGGUAUCUGAGGAGAAUUUCUUCAAUGUUCCUGUUUUCUUAACUGUCUCAGGACAACUUCAUCUAGAAGUGAUGUCAGGAGCUUUUACUCAAGUGUUUACCUUUGGUCCAACAUUCCGAGCAGAGAAUUCUCAGAGCCGGAGACACCUGGCAGAGUUUUAUAUGGUAGAAGCAGAGAUUUCUUUUCUUGAGAGCCUUCAAGAUCUCAUGCAGGUUAUGGAGGGCCUCUUCAAGACUACAACAAUGACAGUUCUCUCAAAUUGUCCUGAAGAUGUUGAACUCUGUCACAAAUUCAUAGCUCCUGGCCAAAAGGACAGAUUAGAACAACUUUCUAAUUGGGGUGCUGAUCUACACACUGAACAUGAAAAGUACCUGGUGAGGCACUGUGGCGACGUACCAGUCUUUGUCAUUAAUUAUCCAUUAGCACUCAAGCCCUUCUACAUGAGGGAUAAUGAAGACAGCCCUCAGCACACAGUUGCUGCUGUUGAUCUUCUAGUUCCUGGAGUUGGAGAACUCUUUGGGGGAAGCCUCAGAGAAGAACGGUACCAUUUCUUAGAGCAGCGAUUGGCCAGGUCAGGACUGACAGAAGCCUACCAAUGGUAUCUGGACCUCCGUCGAUUUGGAUCUGUGCCACAUGGAGGUUUUGGGAUGGGAUUUGAACGCUAUCUGCAGUGCAUCUUGGGAAUUGACAAUAUCAAAGAUGUUAUCCCUCUUCCAAGAUUUACUCAUUCGUGUCUUUUGUAG